This is a messenger RNA of Symbiodinium sp. CCMP2456, 196 nucleotides long. NCBI's taxonomy places the organism in Eukaryota, Dinophyceae, Suessiales, Symbiodiniaceae. The record is from the annotation of a GenBank genome assembly.
GUGGGGCAGCGACGUCUUUGGCCAAUCACCGCCCGAGUCCGGUCACUCUCCAACCCUUCCAGUUCUGCCGAGCAAGUACUGCACAAGCAAGAUCGAAUCCUCGUCUUGCAGGCUUUUCGACUGUGCGACGUCACGGGGUCCUUCCUCCUGCAACACCACGGAUUACACGUGCCACUGCAAGCCGGGUUACUGCUCA